Drosophila grimshawi is the source of this 741-nucleotide messenger RNA. RefSeq lists its product as uncharacterized. The transcript is spliced from 3 exons. NCBI's taxonomy places the organism in Eukaryota, Metazoa, Arthropoda, Insecta, Diptera, Drosophilidae. Bases 332 to 718 code for a protein of 128 amino acids. The record is from RefSeq and is a predicted model, not a curated record. Gene Ontology annotation, biological process: negative regulation of biosynthetic process.
UUGCUAACCCUUACAGAGAGAGAGCGACGCAACGUGAGCUCUCCAUUAAUAAUAAACAGCAAACGCAAACAAACUAACAACAACAGCUUCUACUAUUAACACUUGCACGGGAAAACCUGCAAAGCUCCGCAAACGAAAAUCAGUCGUGAGCCAGCCUUCAGUCGGCACAGCAGUUAGCUUUUGGUCGUGCUACAAAAUUUGUCACUUUUUUCGGUCUCGACGAGUUUGAACCGGUUUACAUUUGGCAACGAACCCCGCCCGCAUCUAAUUAAUAGUUAAAAUCUACAAUUAAACAAAAAAAUAUACAAAAUAGAAGAAGAAGCAAUAUCAAAUGCCGUACAUUAUCAUACGAGGUAAUUUAGCCUCGUACAGUCACAAAUAUCCAUGGCGUGUGCUCGUCUCUGGCUUGAAAGCUGACGACAUCGAGCAGUUGAACAAGUUUUCAUGUGGCGGCUACAGCGAUGAGUCCACAAUUGUCUAUUUAGUGCAUCCUUGUCGCAUUCUGUCAGCCUUAGAGAUUUUGGGUUUUCGCGUUGUGGCCAGUUCAUCGACGGCCGUUAAGCAGGACUACAACGAGUAUAUGUGGACGAUGCGCAAGGAUUUCGACGAACCAGAACCAGAAUCCGAGUCCGUAUCCGUUGUCCGUGAGAAUCUAUCGAAUAUUGGUCGUGAGGCGGCCAGUUUAGCCAACUAUCACAAAGUUGAUUCGCCCGAGUAAAUGUUUAACGCAUCAACUCCCUU